UCCAUACAUAGCAACACACCCUUUUCUCUCUGCAACUCUUUCUCUCUGAAUUGCAAAUCUCAAAAGGCUCAAAAAAGUUAAAGUGAGAGAGAGAGAGAAAGACAACGCACAGCCACAUCAAUUAUUCACUUUCCUUUCCAACUUUCUUCUUCUUCUAAAAAAUCCAUCAUCACCGCUGAGAUCUCAGACAUCUUGUUUGCUGAAAAGAAAAGGAGUACUUUAGAAGGAACUUUUAUCCAUGACUAGCUCUACAAAAAUUUUGGAUCCUGCAUUCCAGGGAGUGGGUCAAAGAGUAGGGACUGAAAUAUGGAGGAUUGAGAAUUUUCAGCCAGUUCCAUUGCCCAAAUCUGAACAUGGGAAAUUCUACAUGGGAGAUUCCUACAUCAUCUUGCAGACAACACAAGGCAAAGGAGGCACUUAUUUUUAUGACUUACACUUCUGGAUUGGAAAGGAUACAAGUCAGGAUGAGGCCGGAACAGCAGCCAUUAAAACUGUUGAACUUGAUGCAGCUCUUGGAGGGCGUGCAGUGCAGCACAGGGAAAUCCAAGGACAUGAAUCAGACAAGCUUUUGUCAUACUUUAAGCCCUGUAUAAUACCAUUAGAGGGGGGUGUUGCAUCUGGAUUUAGAAAACCUGAAGAAGAGGAGUUUCAAACACGUUUGUAUAUAUGCAGGGGGAAAAGAGUUGUCAAAUUGAGACAGGUCCCUUUUGCAAGGUCUUCGUUGAACCAUGAUGAUGUAUUCAUCCUAGACACUCAGAAUAAGAUCUAUCAAUUCAAUGGUGCAAAUUCCAAUAUUCAGGAAAGAGCCAAGGCUUUGGAAGUUAUACAGUUUCUUAAGGAAAAAUAUCAUGAAGGAAAAUGUGACGUUGCAAUUGUUGAUGAUGGCAAGUUAGAUACUGAGUCAGACUCUGGUGAAUUUUGGGUCCUCUUCGGUGGUUUUGCUCCUAUUGGAAAGAAGGUAAUCAGCGAGGAUGAUAUCAUUCCAGAGGCAACUCCUGCUCAGCUUUAUAGUAUAAUUGAUGGUGAGGUCAAGUCUGUGGAAGGGGAACUUUCUAAAUCACUGUUGGAAAAUAACAAAUGCUAUUUACUGGACUGCGGUGCUGAGGUGUUUGUCUGGGUUGGCCGGGUAACGCAAGUUGAAGAACGAAAAGUAGCUUGCCAAGCAGCUGAGGAGUUUGUUGCAAGCCAAAAUAGGCCAAAAUCUACAAGGAUAACGAGGGUUAUUCAAGGUUAUGAGACACAUUCAUUUAAGUCCAACUUUGAUUCUUGGCCAUCAGGAUCUGCUACUAACGGUGCUGAGGAAGGAAGAGGAAAAGUUGCAGCAUUGCUUAAGCAACAAGGUAUGGGUGUGAAAGGAACGACAAAAGGUACCCCUGUAAAUGAGGAAAUUCCACCUUUGCUUGAAGGAAGUGGAAAGAAGGAGGUAUGGCGGAUUAACGGAAGUGCUAAGACUCCAUUGUUGAAGGAGGAUAUUGGUAAAUUUUAUAGUGGAGAUUGUUACAUUGUACUGUACACGUACCACUCUGGUGAGAGGAAGGAAGACUACUUCUUGUGUUGUUGGUUUGGCAAAGACAGCAUCGAGGAGGACCAAACAACGGCUACUCGAUUGGCUAGUACAAUGUCCAACUCAUUAAAGGGUAGACCUGUUCAGGGUCGUAUAUUCGAAGGCAAAGAGCCACCACAGUUUGUUGCUCUUUUCCAACCUAUGGUGGUCCUUAAGGGAGGUUUGAGCUCCGGAUACAAAAAUAUGAUUGCAGACAAAGGUUUAUCAGAUGAGACAUACACCUUAGAGUGUAUUGCACUUAUUAGAAUUUCUGGAACUUCCAUUCACAACAAUAAGGCAGUGCAAGUUGAUGCUGUGCCAUCAUCAUUGAAUUCUACCGAGUGUUUUGUCCUGCAAUCUGGCUCUACAAUUUUCACUUGGCAUGGAAAUCAGUGUUCCUUUGAACAGCAGCAGCUUGCAGCAAAGGUUGCUGAAUUUUUAAGGCCAGGAGUUACUCUAAAGCAUGCUAAAGAAGGAACAGAAAGCUCACCUUUUUGGUUUGCACUUGGAGGAAAACAAAGUUACACCAGCAAGAAAGUCACUAAUGAGGUUGUUAGAGAUCCUCAUUUGUUCACUUUCUCAUUUAAUAAAGGAAAGUUACAUGUAGAGGAGAUCUACAACUUCUCUCAAGAUGAUUUGUUGACAGAGGAUAUCCUCAUACUUGACACACAUGCAGAAGUGUUCAUUUGGAUUGGUCAGUCUGUGGACCCAAAAGAAAAGCAAAAUGCUUUUGAAUUUGGCCAGAAAUACAUAGAUAUGGCUGCAUCUCUGGAGGGACUAUCUCCACAUGUGCCACUAUAUAAAGUAACAGAAGGAAACGAACCUUGCUUUUUCACAACAUACUUUUCUUGGGAUCAUGCAAAAGCUAUGGUUCAAGGGAACUCAUUCCAGAAAAAAGUGUCACUAUUCUUUGGGAUGGGCCAUGCUGUGGAGGUAUAG
Molecule: messenger RNA, 2482 nt
Organism: Gastrolobium bilobum
Lineage: Eukaryota; Viridiplantae; Streptophyta; Magnoliopsida; Fabales; Fabaceae
Product: villin-3-like
Exons: 20
Coding region: 239-2482 (747 amino acids)
Biological process (GO): actin filament severing
Molecular function (GO): actin filament binding
Source: RefSeq, a predicted model, not a curated record